Sphaeramia orbicularis (orbiculate cardinalfish) is the source of this 11028-nucleotide messenger RNA. RefSeq names its product BAH domain and coiled-coil containing 1a (gene bahcc1a). NCBI's taxonomy places the organism in Eukaryota, Metazoa, Chordata, Actinopteri, Kurtiformes, Apogonidae. The record is from RefSeq and is a predicted model, not a curated record. Gene Ontology annotation, molecular function: chromatin binding.
AUCCAGCCAGGCCGGAAGCCCCAGUCCCACUGCUUCCAUAGACUGAACCAGCAGGCUACUGCACAGCCUCAGAUGGAAAUACUGUAGGAUUUCACUAGCCACAUGGUUGAUCUCAUAUUUUUAUUUUAAAUGGGCGUCGUACUUGGCCUUACACCUUCCCUCCCAGUGAUUUGUGAUUUUAUAAGUUAUUGUUAUGCAAGGAUUUAACAUACCAAAAAGAUGAUUGGGGGCUACGUUUUUGGCUGGAGAAGCCUGCGAUCGACUGAAUGCAACACAUAGAUCUGACGGAAAGGAUUAUUAUAUGGGUUGCAUUUGAUUUUCCUGACCUGCCCUAUCCGUAUUUCGGAUUACUCUACAUUCUUCGGGAAUGGAAGGACGGGAUUUCGCUGCUCCGGCGCACCUCCUAUCAGAGCGGGGCGCCCUGGUGCACCGAGCCGCCUCUCGGAUCGCUCCCUCCGGUCACAGCUCUGUGCAGCACGCCGGUCACUUCCCGCCGGGGAAAUACUACCCUUCGCACAUACCAAUGGCUCCCCACUCAGGCAGUGGAUUGAUGGGCAAUUCCUCCGCCUCCUUCAUGGGGACCUUUCUGGCCAGUAGUCUGGGUUCCCCCCCUUCCCACCCGUCUCACCCUUCCCGGCCGCCCUCCUCGCCUUCCUCACCGUCCUUCCGGGGCGGACCCCACUCCAGCGCCUCGCAAAUCUGGUUUCCACAUUCGCAUGAAGCAGCUCCAGGGUAUCCUCGAUUCUCAGGGAGUCUGGCCCACACUUUCCUUCCAAUGAGCCACUUGGAUCACCAUGCCAACAGCGGUGUUCUCUACGGGCAGCACCGUUUCUAUGACACCCAAAAAGAGAACUUCUAUCUCCGAGGUCUCCCUUCUCAACCUCCUCUCAUCUCAGCCAAUCACAGCCUGCCACCAAUGUCCAGGGCAGUGUCAGGACACUCUCAGGGGUCCUGCAGCAGAGACAGAGACUCAGGGGUGGGGACAGGUCUGCAUAAGGGUCUUAAAGAAGGGUCUGUAGAGAGAGGAGUAGUAUCUGUCAAAGACAAGGAGCGAUCGAGUAGCAAACACGAAGCAAAGGAGCGACAGCAGCAGCAGCAGCAACAACAGCAUCACAGUCACCAACCACAGCCACAGCCCACACACCAUCACCAUUCCCACUCACAUCAGCAACACCACUAUCAACAGCACCCACUGCCCUUGGAGGAGGUCAACAGUCGGGCCCUGGAAAGGCACAAAUCAUCACUUGCCAUGGAGCACCCUCAGAGUAUGGGAAAGCCCCUCAGUGCCUGUUUGCACAAUGGCAAGAUGCAAAACGGUGAUACAGGAGCUGGGGUAGGGGCUAAGGCAUCCAUGUCCAGCUGUGGAGGGGAGGGCACAGGCCUUGGGGCGAUGGGAGGUGGGGGAAGCAGCCAGGGCAGACAUAUGGGGUCUGGUGGUAGUAGUCGCUGCACCAAAGAGGGGGUAAGUGGGGAGAUGAGGAUCAGUGAACAACCUUCAGACUGUCUAGAAAGAGGUCAGGCGCCACUGCACCACUCUCUGUCCUACUCUGUACCCCCACCCUUACACAUGGGUUCUGCUGCUGGAGGGGCACACCCUCAUUCACAUCCUCACACCCACACCCAUACACAUCCACAUCCAGGGGGCUUCCACUGUCUUCAGCUUCACCCCAGCCACCCACACCACCCACAUCAUUCCCACCACCACCCAGACUUCUUUUGCCCACCUCCUCCAGCCCCUCUAGCCAACCCCACCUCACAUGAGAGGGGGCCAGCCAAUGUGGGGAGACAACCUAAAGUGACAGGACCUACAUUUGUGCCAUCUGUGGCAGAUCUGGGGGACAAAUCUGGUGGACCAUUCCAGCUUGGUAACCCUGAUUGCCAAGGAGUGGGUGGUGGAGGGGCUGGCAGCAAUGCCAAGGACAAGGUAAUAGAAAAGAAUGGAGGUGGUGGGCACCAUAGUAACUGGCACAGAAAACAGCAGCAGCAGCAGCAACAACAACAACCACAACAGCAGCACCCAUACAGAAAAACAGAGAAGGCUCCAGACUGGAUGCAGUCCCACCACCAGCAUCUUCAGUCCUCACAGCUUGCUCCACCUGCUCAACAACAGCAGCCUCCACAUCCCCAACAGCAGCACCAGGUUGUGCGUUCCCGUAGUGCUGAGUGCAUAAACAGUGGGGUUGACAUGGAUGUGUUCAGAUCGUCCCUGCCCCAGGGGCCCAAGACUGGACACUCUGUUCCCCAUUCUGUUAACACUUCUCCUUACAGAGACUGUUCCCAUCCAGGACCCCCGCCAAACUCCUCUCCACUUGGAAAUAAAAGUAUGAGUCAACACAAUGGGGCUGGAGCAGCCCACGGCCCUGGGCCUGGAGGUAGCUGCUCCUUACAAAGAGAUGGCCAGAAGGUAGCCAGGAUUCGCCACCAGCAGCAUGGCCGACCUGGCCCAGAUGCCCCCUCUCCAGCUGAGCUGAAUCAGGGGGGUAAUCAGGAGUUAAAAAGAAAGAUGGACAUGUCCCCUUAUGGUUAUAACAACAGUGGGCAGCAACACCACCACCAGCAGCCCCCGGUUCCACCCUGGGCUAUGAGGCCUCAACACCACAUGUCAAAACCUGAAGAGGAACAGAGGAAGUCCUACAUGGAGUUAGGGGGCACUGGUGCCCAACACUCACAACAGCAGCAACAGCAGCAGGCGGGAAUGAGCCUGCCUCCUCCCCAGCCUCCCCCAGCACCUCCCCUCAGUCAGCAGCAACAACAGCCACAGCAGCAACCUGAGCCCCAGGGUCCGACUCAGGGGGAGAGCAGUGCCAUUAAAGGCUUACUGAAGUACAGCAACCAGCAACAACCCCUGCUCCUGUCCCAGAAGAGCCCCUUUGGGGGGCUGGGAAGCCUUAAAUCAGGUCCUGCUGGGGGGAGCUGUGCCCUACAGGGCAACAAACACACACUACCUUCCAGGAAGGGCCCAGCCAAUGACAGUGAACGCUCUGAUUACGGUGGACGGAGCAGGGAGAUGGGAGAGGCAGGCCAUGGGGAAAGUGAGGUACGGCAGCCACCAGUGGGAAUUGCAGUGGCUGUUGCCAGACAAAGGGAUCCACCAUGUCGUUCUGCAGACAGUCAUCCCAACAGCCGGCAGGGCAGGGUACACCCCUCAGUGAAAGGACCGACCCGCUCCAUGUAUAACUCAGAUCCCACCACAGAAGAGGAGAGGAAAAGAAUGAGCGGAGAACAGAUAGGGCUGACAUGCUUGGACAGGGAGAGAGAUGCAUAUAUCAGGGAUAAUAAGGAAAGGGUAGAAUUUGCAAGGAUCCACCCCUCCAACAGCUGUCACGGAGACCUCACCUCUCAUCUCAUGGUCCCGGGUGGAACUUCCCUUCAGUCUGGCCAAUUAGGAGAUCCUGCUGCACAUUCUGCUCACCAUCACUGGAUGCCAAGAACUGGAAGCCCAUCUCUCUGGAUGACAGGACAUUCAUAUGGUAUAGGUCACACAGCCCUGCAUCAGAAUCUGCCCCCAGGUUUCUCGGCAGCCAUGCCAGGCCCUCUGCAGCCAGUCCUGCCCCUACCCCAGGAUCCCUCCGCCCAGCUGGUGGUCCUUCCCACUGAGCCGUCAGCUCAUCCUGCAACACAUCACCUGGAUGUGAUGGAGCAGCCUGGGCUGUGGCCCCCUGUGUAUGGCGCCCGGGGCCCACCCUCCCACAUGCAGCAUCCUGCUGUGUACUCCCGAUCCCAGUUUCUACGGCAACAGGAGCUGUAUGCUCUCCAACAACAUCAACAGCUCCAGCAUCAGCAUCAACAUCAGCACCAGAGUCACCAGACACAACAGACGCAACCACAGUCUCAACCCCAGCAGCAGCACAGGGCACAUAACAUGGACAUGCAACACCAAACCACUCACAAUGUACAGAUGCAGAAGAGGCCAGAGGAGCCUUCUGUUGAACUGGAGGAACUCAUUUCUCAGCCCAGGACGUCUAAACCGGCUAAGCCCUACUCUUACAAUCCCCCUCAGAGGAAUGCUUCUCCUGCUGGGGCUUGUGCUACCCACCUGUCCCCGUGUUGCCAGUCGCCUUCAUUAAGACCUCAUCCCAAAAGCACUCCCUCCACCCCCUGCCCUGCUCCGAGCCCUGCUGCAGCAGCUCUUCACUCACCUGCAAUCAGCCCAGCGCCACCUCAGAUGCCAAAGGGUGCUGAAUCCCAGGACAAGCGAGAAGUACAGCCGCCACAGGAUUACCCAGAGUCUCUGGAACCAGACCUGCCUCCUGGAUACACCUAUCCUGGUAUUGCCAUUGGCUACAGGAGUGGACCGUCCCCUGAGGAUGUUCAUCUCGUUGAGCCAGCAGACCUGGAAGCGGUCCAAGUGGAGCCUGCUGAGCAUGCUCCCUCAUCUCUCUCCACCCUAGGGGAGGAGCUGGACUGCCAAGCUGUGGUCAGACCUCUGCCGGAGCCACUCCCACCUGAGGAUGUGGUUCAGGAAGAGGAGGAAAGUGUGGUUGAAAGAGUUCUUGAGCAGAGGGAGGAGGUGGAGGUAGCAGAGAUAACUGCCACCCACUAUGUGCCUGGAGAGAAGGAGGUGGAAGAGCAGGGGCCCAGUGAGGAUGAGGUGCUUGUUUGCCCCCCUACUGAAAGCCCUGUGUGUGAGGCCGCUUCCUGUCCAAUCCCCCUUUCCACAGAGGAGCCUGAAAGGCCAGAUGCUGUCAUCACCUUGGAUGAAGAAGAGGAUGAUGAGGCAGUGGAAGAGAAGAGCCAGGUGGAGCAUGCUCAAAAGGUCAACAUGCCUGGAGAGCAGGAACCAGAGCUGGCCGCCAUCACUGAGCUCAACCCCGCUUCCCCUGCAGUCCCUGAGCCACAGACCUCAGCCCCCGAGGAGGCAGAGGACAGCGGGCAUCGGCACGAGAACGAGAUGACCCCUGACGACGCCUCGGUGGAUUUAGUGUGUCUUUCUCCCGCCACUACUUCUGCCCUCAGCCCUAGCAAGGCGACCGAUGCCAUGCCCCACAAACCUCUUGUGCCAUGCUACUGGAGUCUGGAGCUGCUGAUUGCUGCUGCCUUCUGCACAGACGUGCCCCCUUUUCCUCUGUUCCCUUUCAGCGCCCCAUCAGUGCCCCCAUCGCAGCCCAACCCCCACCAGGGUAUGGAACUUCUGAGUGAGUUGGCAGAUCUGGAGCUGCAACAGCAACGGCACACCUGCGGGAAAAGCCAGGAAGAGGAGUUGCUGAUGUUCGACCUCCAGAGUCUUGCUACCUUAGCCACAGCUCGUGCACUGGAGAUGAGCUCCCAGGAAGGAAACAGUACAGGUUCAGGACGACACUCCCCAGCCCGCAGGAUUCUCAAUUUACGUAGAAAAUGCAGCUGGACCCCUCGAAAUGAACCAGUGUGCCCGGCCAAAGGUAGCAUGGAAACAAUGGACGCUCCUGAGCUUGCAAUGCGUGUGAAGUUGGCGGAGCUACAGCGUCGCUACAAAGAGAAGCAGAGGGAACUGGCCAAGCUUCAGAGAAAACAUGAUCAUCAGAAGGAGGAAACACCUCGCAGCCCAGCAAGACGAGGACCAGGGCGGCCAAGGAAGCGGAAACCCACCCUCACUACAGGUCCACUGUCCUCUACUGAGGGCCAAAGAAAAGUCAAGUCCAUGGGGGCGGGGCUUGCCCUAUCGCCUGAGCACCUAGCAGGGGGCGGAGACAGCCAGAGAAGGAAGAAGAGGCUGUCCAGUCAAAGCUUUGAGAGGCUCAGCAGCACGCAGAUAAAAGCGCAGGGCUGCAGAAAAAGCAGUCUCCAUAGUGUGCUCAGCUCAAAGUUGGCCGGUGAUGUGGCUCAGUUGAAACAGAAGGCCCCGGGUAAAAAGAAUCUCUCAGGGACUGGCUCCAGGGACAAGGAGGUUUCGCCUUGUAAUGUCAACCCCAAGCAUGGACACCGAGGUCAGGGCGCAAGCAAAGCUGAAUCCAGGCGAGAGUCUGGAGGGCAGAGUGACACAGCAGCUAGUGUGGACAGUGGCCCCCAGGAGAGCUGGACUGGACUGGGGCGUCGUGGUCGGAAAAAAGGGUCUACCUCUCUGACACAGGGUUCAUCCCAUCUGAGUCGGUCUAGAGCAAAGGUUUUCCACGGGCAGAGACAGGAAACAAUGGAGGAGGGAGAGAGCUCCCCACCAGGCACCGACUCCUCCGAUCAGGUAGAAGAGGAAGAAGAGGAAGGCAGUUACGACACUGAUGAAGGACAGGACUUCAGAGCCCAACCCCCCAGAGAUGUCACUUCUAGCUCCUCUGUGACAGGUCCGAGUCCCUCAUCUGUUGUAAAACUGGAGGCCAAUCAGAAAGCACGGAACAAAAAACAGAGACAGGAGCUUUAUGGCUCCCACAGUCUGUCUGGAGCAGAGGGGGAGGUCAAAGUGAAGAAGAAGCCCCCGUGUAAACUGGGCCUGGCCUCUACAACUAGAAACUACCAUGAAGAUCAUCGGCCUGAAGGGGUUAGCAGGUCAUGCGGACCCAGGUCCAAGGAGCCUCGGUGGGGCAGCCUUGGGACCCGAGGCAAUCGCUACAGGAGAAGCAUGGGAUUGGCUACUUUCCCAACCACCACUGAGAGGCUGAAGAGGGCGACCCGCAAGAACACCAUGUUGAGAGGCGCAAUCAAUAAGAGGAGGAGCUGCUGGUCAGUCGGAGCUUCGUCUCCACAGAGUGAGCAGGGAAGUAAAAGUCGAAGAAACAAGAACCAACAGCAGCCAAAAGGACGCGCUGUGAGUCGACUAUUGGAGAGUUUCGCAGCUGAUGAAGGCUUUCAGAUGGAUGGCAGCAGCUUCUCAGAAGAGGAGGAGGAUGGCAGCCAUCCAUACGACAAUAAGAGUCCUGCAGUUCCUAACUGUGUCCUGACCAAAGAACUCUUAACUGAUGGGCUGAAGGUGCUGAUCUCUAAGGAGGAUGAGCUUCUUUACGCUGCCAGAGUCCACAGUCUGGAGCUGCCAGACAUCUUUAGCAUUGUUAUCGAUGGCGAACGAGGAAACCGCCCAAGAAUCUAUUCACUGGAGCAACUGCUGCAGGAAGCUGUCCUGGAUGUACGUCCAGAGUCAGAGGCUGUACUCACUGAAGGGACAAGGGUGUGUGCUUACUGGAGUGAACGAUCACGCUGCUUAUACCCCGGCUACGUUCGCAGAGGUGGUUCAUCUGAAGAGGGGAAGCCAGGAGGAGUGAUGGUGGAGUUUGAUGAUGGAGACCGAGGAAAGAUUUCCCUCCAAAACAUUCGCCUCCUACCUCCAGGAUAUCAGAUUCACUGUGGGGAGUCGCCUCCUGCCCUUCUACCCAGUGGGACAACAGCCAAAAGAAGUUCAAGUCUGGAGCGCCCCAUUAGUGAAAGACCCUCUGACAGACUCAGCACUAUUAAUACUGUUACCAGCAACCAAACUGUUCACAAAAGGAGACCAGGCAGACCAAAGGGAUCUGGAAAAAAACAAAAACAGCAACAGCAGCAGGCUGAGAAUAAAAAUCCUUCAGCUUUUCUGGGUUGGCCUUCAGUAGCUAGCACCAGGAAGAGGAUGUCUGACAAUCUGUUUCAACUAAAUGGGGCACAGAGGAAGGCUUUAAGAGGGAAGGAGGAUGACUUGUUCCCGUUGCCUUCGAUGCAGCCUCUGGCCUCCCCUCCAUCCAAAGGCCUUUUCAGCAGCAGCUCCUUUGAAGUGGACUCCUUCAGCAGCAUUGCAAACGGUUACUCCUCCUUCUGUACCCAUUCUACAGGGCCAGGUUCAGGGUUAUCUCUGGGACCAAAAAGUGGGCUUUAUGGCCAGAGGCGGAGACAAGAUGAGCAAGGAAGCAGAAGCAGGAAGUCUGGACAAGAGUUCCUGGUCAAGUUAGACCAUGAGGGUGUGACCUCCCCCAAGACGAAGAACAGUAAGGCUCUGCUGCUGCGAGGUGGAUCUGCUGGCAUGAGUGGUAUACCCAGGACAGAAGCCUACUCUCAUCCAGUCUUGCUGGUCAAAGACAAUAAAAAAGGUGGCGCCUCCAAAGUAGAACUUCUCCUCAAAGGAACCCCAGCCCAAAGAAAGCUCCCUUCUCUUCGUCUUGGGGACUAUGGCGACUUGGGCUUCAGCUCCCAUCGAGAGUGUCACAGCUCCUAUUCUGAUCUGGAUUAUGAAGAAGAGGAAGAGGAGGAGAGGAGGAGGGCUGCACUGGCUGCAGCUACAGGAGGGCUAAGGACAGCAGGACGUUUCCUCUCUCGACUCUCGGUCUCCUCCUCUUCUUCCGGUUCUUCCAGCUCCUCCUCAUCAGGCUCUCUGUCCAGUUCCAGUGUCUGUUCAUCUGACAAUGACUCGUCCUAUAGCUCAGAGGACGAGGACAGUUCCACACUGAUGUUGCAGAGUUGUCUGUCUUCCCACCCGAGGCUCUUACAACCCUCUGAACCUUCCACGUCCUCCAGGUCACACCAGCACUCCUUUGUGGCCAAAGCUGUGGCUGUUUCCAAUGCAAAUAGAGGCCCUCCUGACCAUGUCCAAAAUAGCAAAUCACUGAAGAGGAAGGAAUGCAGCAGCUCCAUCUCUAAACCAUCGAAGGAAUUCAUGAAGAAACCUAGGAUGCUCACAGAUGAAACAGCAUUUAUUCCAAGGCCGAAGAUGUCCACUUUUCUAGCAGGACGACAGAUGUGGAGGUGGUCAGGAAACCCUACACAGAGGCGAGGUCUUAAGGGCAAGGCCAGGAAGCUUUUCUAUAAGGCCAUUGUACGAGGCAGAGAGACAGUAAAAGUGGGAGAUUGUGCUGUGUUCCUCUCAGCUGGACGCCCAAACCUCCCAUAUGUAGGUCGUAUCGAGAGCUUCUGGGAGUCCUGGACCUCCAGCAUGGUAGUCAAAGUCAAGUGGUUCUACCACCCUGAAGAGACCAAGCUGGGCAAGAGGAUUCGAGAUGGGAAGCAUGGCCUGUACCAGUCAUGUCACGAGGAUGAGAACGACGUCCAGACAAUCUCUCAUAAGUGCCAGGUGGUGAGCAGGGAGGAGUAUGAGUGUCUGACUCGUAAUCAGAAGCCGAACAGUCCCUCCCCGGACCUCUACUACCUGGCUGGGACAUACGACCCCACCACUGGUCAGUUAGUCACUGCUGAAGGGGUUUCUAUACUGUGCUGAACCUCUGUGAGGAUACUACUGAAGGACUCCCCUGGAGGAACGAUUGAAGUCAUGACAAAGACCCACCACCCUUGGAAGACACGUUUUCCCUGGGUACGCCUCAAGGACCGGCGGACUACAUGCCAGCACCAAAGCGGGACUGUCUGAGGUUACACACUGGAGUCUGAUGGGGUCUAAUAUUCGCUGAAGUGAAGGGGAUGUCCAGAACUAGUUCAUCCUUUCAAAAAAAAAUGCUUGACAGUCUGGGUCUUCUUGGGCAUCACAAAAUUCAAUAAAAGGCAUUUCAUGGGCUUUCACUGGUCUAAAUAAUCUCUUUUUAAUAGAUUGUAUGUGAUUGACAGCUUCAUAACUGGUUUCGGACUCCUUGGGUGACUUAUGAAAGGUCAAAGUACCAUGAGACUGACUGGUCUCUGAGGACCAAUUCUUUAAAGGUAGCCUUACCAGGGGGAAUGAGAGCAAAAAGUGAGGUGGGGGGCAUCUCCUAAACCUCAUCAUUCCAGGGAAGUUGAAAACAUGUAAAGGAUGUAAAGUUGAUGUCUGUAAAUAUUUGGAAUUUUUCUCAAUCAAGCCAUACACUUCAGUACCUCUCACCUGUCUUAACUGUUCAGGUGUACAUUGUACAGUUCAAUUAUUGAAAUGUUGUCUGUUGUCUAUAUGUACAUAAAAGCUAUUUUAUAUAGGAGUUUAUUGUAUAUAUGAGAUGUAUCUUUCCAUGUUUGCGAUUGAAUUAUUUUUAUAUGGGUGUAGAAUAUGUUUUGUUUUUCAUUUGCUUCUGGAAGUCAAGAUUAAAGAUGUUAGUGUUGCACUGCAUAUGCCCUGCUGAGACAGAGACAGACAGAGCACAGACAAAGUCAGAAGGAUUUAGUCUAUAACAGGUCAAAACUGGCUUUCUAAGAGAAGGCAGUCAGCCUGUUUAAAAAUAGGUCAAGUGGCUUUUUGUAUAAGUGUUCUGUUGCAUAUUUUUUGUUAUCCUAUUUAAAAACACCUUUUUAUUUAUGUACGUUUCAGUUAGUCAUCGUCACAAAGCAGAUCCCAGUGGACUGCAAUCACGGGUCAAAAAUGAUUUAAGAUGAAUUAUAUGAGUAUAUCAUUUUGACACAAUAUUUGUGUGUGAUGAGUGUCCUGGCAUCACUAUAAUCAUGUCCAUACAAAUCAGUUCAAAACAAGACUGGGUCUUAUUAAAUGAAAUUGUGUUAAAUGUGCUUUAUGAAUGCAUAGUCCAGCACAUUAUGACCUGCAAAAUACCAAAGUGUCUUUAAUAUUUUUUAUUUUUCAGUUAUUUAAAUUUAACAUAUGUCAAGCACCUGUAUUGAACUUAAAUCAGAAAUCACUGGUAACUUAUAGAGUAAUUGUCCUCCGCUAUGUGCAUAAAUAUUGACAUUACUUUGUGACAAUGGUGUCUUGCACAUGUACCUGCAGUUUUGUUAAAUGCAAAAAUAUGCAGCAAAAGGCCACAUGGAAGUGUGACUAUGAAGGUCAAGGUACUGAUAAAGUAUGCGGUUAAGUACUGACAAUGUAUUGGAAAUUGCCUAUUAUAGUUUCAUCAGCCAUCUGUGUCUAUUUUGUACAGUACAUGCACAUACUCAAUGCUAACUGUGAAGGACAAUCAGAUUCACAAAGCAAUGGACAUAGAGUAGCUUCACUCAAUCUUAAAAUUACUUAAGUGUAUUUAAUUUGUGCCAAGUACAUUUUGUCUAUUUUUUGUCUUGUUUGAUAUGCAACCCUGAGUAUUCUUUGUUCACAAAGUUUUAUUUUGUUGGCCAACCUUUUAUUUAUUGUCAAUGUUGCUGUUUCAUGCCAAGAGCGCUUUAUGAGAAUGUGACAUUGUUUUUUUCUUGGUGUGAUGUCGCAUUUGCAUUUCUUAAAUAAAACCGGUCUUGUAGAGACCAUCUAGUGAAAAGAAAUAAAGCAACACUGGAUUCUUCUCAUCCACAAACCUCUGUGAA